AUGUCGUUGAACAUCGAGGACAAACAAGCUCGUCAUCCGAGCUUGCUAGAACGUAGCGAGGAGCUCCUGAGAUCUCAGAGAGCGUUCUCCGACCUUUCCUCAAGACAUCAGGAACAGCUUUCCAGCGCCCCCAAGAUGUUCGAGGAGAGAACAAGAGACGGUCGAAGUGGGACGCUGACCCGUCAGGUCCUGGGGAGAAAUCCUCGAGUAGAGGAGAAAGAGGAGGAGGAGGAAUCCGCUCUCCUGCUCGACAUCCGCAAGGACCCGACUAGAACAUCCUUCAAGCGCGACGCCUUCCUUUCGACCCUCAUAACGGGCGAGCACGCGGAUGUCGAGAAGGAGCUCAGGUACCGCAAGAGCCUGCGGGACAAGGACGCUCGUAGCCAGCAGGGCAAGGGGCUGCAGCAGGAGCUGGGGGGCUAUAAGGAGGCGGAGAAGCUCCUCAAGUCUCGUCCUCCUCUCAAAGACCCCUUCGACCUCGUCCAGGGCCUCUGUAGAUACACUCCUCGCCCAACUGACCCCGAGCUGAGGAAGUCGCGCUCUGCCAAUCGUUACGCCUACUCCGGUGAACCUCCUCCCUUGUCCCCGUACCAUCCCACCGCAGCCACAGCGAGCAUCAAGACGUCGGGAGGUGCGGGGGAACGAAGAGGGGAAGACGGCAAGACGACAGGGAAGGAGCGGAUGGGGUUGCAAGAGAGGACGAAGGACACGGAGAAGCUUGCACGAGAAGACUUGGAAUCGUUUCUGAUGGGAAGGAGCGAGGAGAUAGAUUGGAAGCUGAACAAUCGCAAUCAUACCCAGAAAAACCAAAUUGACAACCAAAAUGACAAGCACGAAAUUCACAACCAUCGCGAGAGCAAGCAAGCCGAAAGUGCAAAAAUAGCAAGUGUGGCCCAUCCACGUGAGGCUCCGAGCAAAUCUACAACUGAGUGGAAGCACGAGAAAGCAUCAAUAGCAUUUACAGCACCAACACCAACUCCUUCUCAUGAUCACAUCAACAAGGCUCCUCCUCCCGCUCCUCCUGCUGACAAACCCUCCAACAUCCACUCGACGGCGUCAAACGACACCAGCGCCUCAAGCAGAGGAAGGCUGGGGAUCGGAGGAUUUCUGCGGGGGAUGUUCGGAUGUGCUGACCGGCGGGAAGGAAAUCCGAAGAGGAUGCAGAGUGCGCAGGAGGAGCCGCCGGGUCGAGGGAAGGCGGAGAUUCAGGGGAUCAGAGCAGGUCAGGAAGUCAUCUACAAGAGCUCCUCUCCGAAGACGGACAACGACGUUGAGAUCUCCCUCCCCCUCCGUCUCGCGCUCUCUCGCCGCAAGCUUGACUCCCUUCACGAGCUGCUCGCGGCAGUCGGCGAGGAGGCGCAGCUGCGAGGGGUGAUCCUCAGCGGGGAGCCGGACAACGUGCAGUACGGUCAGGACCUCUUGGAAGCCGUGCUGAAUGAGGCCUGA
Guillardia theta CCMP2712 is the source of this 1446-nucleotide messenger RNA. RefSeq lists its product as hypothetical. The record is from RefSeq and is a predicted model, not a curated record. The transcript has 9 exons. The coding region runs from base 1 to 1446 and encodes 481 amino acids. NCBI's taxonomy places the organism in Eukaryota, Cryptophyceae, Pyrenomonadales, Geminigeraceae.